Cryptosporidium muris RN66 is the source of this 762-nucleotide messenger RNA. Its product is annotated as 60S ribosomal protein L7, putative. Gene Ontology annotation, cellular component: cytosolic large ribosomal subunit. The transcript has a single exon. NCBI's taxonomy places the organism in Eukaryota, Apicomplexa, Conoidasida, Eucoccidiorida, Cryptosporidiidae. The record is from RefSeq and is a predicted model, not a curated record. Gene Ontology annotation, biological process: maturation of LSU-rRNA from tricistronic rRNA transcript (SSU-rRNA, 5.8S rRNA, LSU-rRNA). The coding region runs from base 1 to 762 and encodes 253 amino acids. Gene Ontology annotation, molecular function: RNA binding; structural constituent of ribosome.
AUGGCUGACAGAUUUGAUGUAUCAUGUAGAAUUCCACCAAGCGAAAGCAAGUUAGCAAAGGAAGCACGAGAUAAGGCUUUGUUGGAGGCAUUCAUGGAGAAGACGAAAAAGUCUCGUGUGGCCAACAGACAGUUGCGUACAAAGGCUAAAAUUGAGUCACUGAAAUUACAAAAACAAUACAGAGAAUAUGUGAACUCAAUAAUAGAAGCUAGGAGGCAAGCAAAAGCUAAUGGUGGUUUAUAUCGUGAUGCAGAACCAAAAGUAGUAUUUGUUAUACGUUUAAAAGGUAUUAAUAAGCUCUGUCCAAAAGUGAGAAAAAUAUUGCAACUCUUUAGACUUCGUCAAAUUAACAAUGCCGUAUUUCUGCCAGUAAACAAAGCUACUAAGGAGAUGCUGAAGAUUGUUGAUCCCUUUGUGGCAUAUGGAUAUCCAUCUAUUUCAAUGAUACGCAAACUUAUUUACAAAAGAGGAUAUUUAAAGUUAGGGAGGCCAGGCAGCUUCCAGAGAAUCCGUAUUCAGGAUAAUUCUAUCUUCCAGGAGAAAUUGAGUAAGAAGGGAGUAUUUGGUAUUGAAGGGAUGGUCCGUGAAUUGUUUUUCUGUGGACCACAAUUUAAAACUGUGAACUCUUUGUUAUGGCCAUUUAAGCUAUCUUCUCCUAGAGGCGGAUUUGUACGUAAGUCUACACGCUUCACAGAAGCUAAUGGUGGUGAUUGUGGUAAUAGAGAACAUUUAAUCAACAAAUUGAUCGAUAGGAUGUGCUAG